Molecule: messenger RNA, 663 nt
Organism: Colletotrichum karsti
Lineage: Eukaryota; Fungi; Ascomycota; Sordariomycetes; Glomerellales; Glomerellaceae
Exons: 2
Coding region: 1-663 (220 amino acids)
Biological process (GO): mitotic sister chromatid segregation
Cellular component (GO): MIS12/MIND type complex; kinetochore
Source: RefSeq, a predicted model, not a curated record
AUGGAAGAAGCCCACCGCAAAAUCGAGCUGCAGUCCACCGAGGACCUGACCUACCUCCUCAACAACGUCCGCCGCGCCGCGCAGGACCAGCUGGACAAGGCGUUCCCCCCGAUCGAGGGCGGAGACGCGCAGGAGGACGAGUUGAGGGCGCCUAUUGAGCGUCUCGUGAACGAGUACAUCAACAAGACCUUCACCUACGCGGCCCCUAACCUCUCCAUAAACGGCCUCGACGCCGACCCCGCCAACUUCCUCUCCGACAACCCGACGGAGCCCGAGGAGGCCUACGAGCCCUGGGACGCGCGCCUGCGCCAGCGCGUCGAGGACCUGGCGCGCGACGAGGAGGAGCUCCUCAACGAGAUCGCCGCCCUGAAGAAGAGCGUGCCGGGCACCGUGGCCGCCGCCGCCGCGCACGAGUUCAAGGCCUCGACGGCGGCGGACGAGGCCGCGCUCGAGGCCGCCAAGAAGGCCCGCGCGGAGGAGCUGGCGGCGCGCGACGCCGAGGUGCUCCCGCUGGAGGAGAUGGAGAGGCAGGCGGAGACGAGGAGGGCGUUCGGGACGGCGGUGGAGAAGCUGGGCAGGCUGAAGAAGGACAUGCCCGCCACGGUCGCCAAGAUGGAGAGGGCGAGGGUCGCGGGGGAGUAUACCGUCACCGAGAGGUCGUGA